AUGGGAAAACUGUCUUAUUAUGACCAUGCGCAAAAGAUGCGUUCAAAGAUCUAUCAGUUUCUUUGGAGUGAAGAUCUUCAUUGCACAAAUGUUUGCAUUACAGCAGUCACUAUUUUCUCAGACAAAUUGACGGCAAUCAACUUAGGUGUAAUCACAAAGAGAAUGACAGCCAUUGAAGAAAUGGCUGGGAUGGAUGUGCUCUGCAGUGAUAAAACAGGAACUUUAACUCUCAACAAGUUAACAGUGGACAAGAAUCUGAUAGAGGUGUUUGCUAAAGAUGUUGAAAAAGACUCGGUUGUAUUGAUGGCUGCAAGAGCUUCAAGGUUGGAAAAUCAAGAUGCCAUGGAUGCAGCAAUUGUUGCAAUGCUGGCUGAUUCUAAGGAGGCACGAGCCGGAAUUACAGAAGUUCACUUCCUUCCUUUCAAUCCAACUGAUAAGAGGACAGCACUUACAUACCUAGACAAAGCUGGUAAAAUGCACAGAGUGAGCAAAGGUGCACCAGAGAAGAUACUCAAUUUGGCAUGGAACAAAUCAGAUAUUGAAAAGAGGGCACACACAGUAAUUGACAAAUUUGCAGAACGUGGUCUUCGAUCCCUUGCUGUUGCACGGCAGGAAGUACCUGCUGGAACCAAAGACAGUCCUAGUGGACCUUGGGAGUUUGUUGGUCUUCUACCUUUGUUUGAUCCACCACGUCACGACAGUGCUGAAACUAUUAGAAGAGCUCUAGAUCUUGGUGUGAGUGUUAAGAUGAUUACAUGCGAUCAACUAGCAAUUGCUAAAGAGACAGGGAGAUGCCUUGGGAUGGGAUCAAACAUGUAUCCAUCAUCUUCAUUGCUUGGUGAAAAUAAGAAUGGAUUAGAUGCAAGUCUACAAAUUGAUGAACUCAUUGAGAAUGAUGAUGGUUUUGCUGGUAUCUUUCCAGAGCAUAAAUAUGAGAUUGUUCAGCGAUUACAAAUUAAGAAGCACAUAGUUGGAAUGACCGGUGAUGGAGUUAAUGAAGCACCUGCCUUGAAGAAAGCAGACAUAGGAAUUGUUGUGGCAGAUGCCACAGAUGCUGCUCGUAGUGCGUUUGAUAUAGUACUAACACAGCCUGGAUUGAGUGUUAUUAUUAGUGCUGUUCUGACAAGCCGUGCAAUCUUUCAAAGAAUGAAGAACUACACAAUUAAGUUGCAUUUGAGGUGUUGUCAAUUGUGUUGUCAAUUAAAAGAGUUGGUGUAUGAAAAGCAAUUGUAUAGGCAAGAAAUGGAUGACUUGAUGAAGCAAGAUGAGCUAGAAGUUGAAAGAAACCCAAUUUGCCGUCGCAAAAUAGGCGUCGCAAAAGCAAUUCUUUUUAGUAGUGACCUCACCAACCCAGUGAUCAAAGUCAAUCCAGCGGUUAACGUUAACCGUGCACUAUUCAACACAUUGCCCAACCCCGGCGGGGAACCACAGGCCAGUUCCCAGGUCCCACCAACCCAACCUACAGCGGAGGCUCAGCCGAGCGGCAGCCGUCCUCCGGUACAGGACCUCUCCGCUAUGUAUGAACUGGCAUUAGCGAACCUUUACAAGGCAAAUCGAGAGAGCGAGCAGGAGCGCAGAGAAAAGGCUGAGGUACAAAAGCAGGUGGCCACGCUGAUGUCAAAGUUUGAUGAGCUGAAGAGGGCGCUAGAAGCAAAUGCCAACCCAACGCAAAGCGAACAAUCGCGGAGCACCAGGGUCAACCCAACACCGGCGGAUUGGUACCCGGACCAAUCAUACAGAUGCAGGCAGAAUUCAUUACAUAUAGAGAAGCCCCCAACCACCACCAACGCCUGCAAAGCCCACCCAACCCUCCACCAACCAUCAAGAAACCAUUAG
Molecule: messenger RNA, 1836 nt
Organism: Rosa chinensis
Lineage: Eukaryota; Viridiplantae; Streptophyta; Magnoliopsida; Rosales; Rosaceae
Product: plasma membrane ATPase 2
Exons: 12
Coding region: 1-1836 (611 amino acids)
Biological process (GO): proton transmembrane transport; regulation of intracellular pH
Cellular component (GO): plasma membrane
Molecular function (GO): ATP hydrolysis activity; P-type proton-exporting transporter activity; ATP binding
Source: RefSeq, a predicted model, not a curated record